AGCGGGCGGGUAGAUGAAUGGAGAAGUGGAUGACAAGAAAAAUGUUUUUAUAGUCUUUAACGUACAUUGGACAUCAUGGUGUAUUGUGCUGCUUAUGGUUGCAAUAAUUCCAAUGAGAAAUGCCCUGGAGUCAGUUUUUUUGCAUUCCCCAAGGACCCGAAACUGAGAAAAGUGUGGGCUCACUACUGCCGUAGAAAAAACUUUGUACCUACUGUUUCCCACAAACUGUGUUCGGACCAUUUCACUGAGGAUUCUUUCAACAUUAAUCCUCAGGUACUGAGCGAUAUUAAUUGCCAAGCCAAAUUUAAGAGGCUACUUAAAGAUGGAGCCGUUCCCAACGUCCCAAUUCAGGAACAAGACGGCGGAGUGAAACCUAAAGUGCGACGGCCACCACGAGGUGCAUUCGCUAAGCGACUGAAAGCCCAGGUCAUUGCUGACCUGCUUAUUGCUGAGACACAACCUGUCAAUCAAGAAAAGAGUACAUCACAGACCUUGUUGGGUAACCAUGUUGGUUGCCAAACAGACCCACCCGGCCGGUCAUCUCAGGGUACACAGCUCUCCUUGCGUAGGCUAAGCCCUCGUGUUCGAACUAAAGGUACACAAGUUACAGGUUCUGUAAAUGUGGAGGUUGGCACGACUACCACAGAUGCACCUUGGACCAAAAGAUGUCCUCUGGCGUCCCCACCCUUCAAGGCUCUGAGGCCAGCAAAAAGACCUCGGCUGGAUUUCGAAGAGGAAGACAGAGGAGAGCUUUCCACAGAGGUCCCUGAACCACAGGCUCCCACCGAUGAUCCUGUCGAGUCAGUCACAGUUACGAUAGAAUCGUCACAGUUUUCGAGUACUGAGGUGAUGGUGAACACGCAAUGUUUGCUGGAGCUUUUCCAGUUCUGCUGGUUUUGUCAGAGAGAGUGCUGUACUACCAUUGAGGGCAACGAGAAGCUGUCUUCAGUCACACAGGACUGUAAGAGUUGUGGCGACCGCAGAGACUGGAUGAGUCAUCCUCCCACAAGUUUAUCUAGUGAUGAAGAAGCAAGCCUUUCAGAAGAGGAAGAGAAAAAGAAAAGAAAGAGGAAGUCUGAUAGUUCAGAUGAGUGGGAGCCUUGUUUAGAUGAAGAAGCCACAGACUCUGAUGUGUCUAUGGAUGAAGACCUGUUCACAGCUUUAAAGGAGGAGGGUCAGGGUAAACUUGUGGUGUGGUGUACACAAUGUGAGACUGAGGCCUCGCGCUCCUGUUCUAUCCUUAAACACAAAAAAGUGUUCUGCUGUUCUCAGUGCAGGACAGGUGACGACGUUCAAACACACAAUUGUGAAAUUCUACCUGUUCAGUUUGAUGAUGUUGCCAGUUUUCAAAUGCAUGUUGAGCAGGAGCACAGAGCCAAACCAUUCAAUAUACUGUGUCAGGAUUGUGGCAAGUUUGUUAGAGCAAAUAAAGAGCAUGUCUGUGAACACAAAAUCAAAUUAAUUGUCUGUUCAGACUGUGGGAAAAGGUUCCUCACUGAGGUCGGCUUAAAGGCGCACUACAAUCAGGUCCAUUUGGCUGGUGAUCAUCCAUGUAAAUACUGUCUGAAGGUCUUCAAAACCAAAUCUGCAAAACUGGACCAUGAGCAGACUCAUCCUAAAGAAACUCCAUCCUACAGCUGUCCAGAUUGUCCACAGAUGUUUCGUGAGAUGCACAAACGCGAUAAACAUGUUAGAUCCCAUCGAGGUCCACGUAAACAUGUGUGUGAUGUCUGUAACAAGGUGUUUAAGUAUAGUACCAGGUUGAGGAGGCAUAAACUCAUCCACUCUGGUGAAAAGCCUUUCAAAUGCCAAGUGUGUGAGCGUUCCUUUAACCAAGUAGUAAACCUCACUUCCCACAUGCGUGUCCACACUGGAGAGAAACCUUUCAUGUGUGAGCAAUGUGGAGAGUCAUUCAGUCACAACGUCAGCCUGAAGAACCACAAGCAACGACACCAUGACUCGGGUUCGACUCAGGAGGAAGAAAUAAUGAGUGAUCUAGAGGAAAACGAUUUAUAAAUGGUGGCAGUUCUUUAGUAAAGCUUUGAUUAAUAGUUCACGAGGAAAAAUUAUGUCUGAAGUCCUGCAUCUGUAAAUGGUUAUUAAAAGUCUAUUAAGGAUGCAGAUAUUUCCUCAAACAAGCUUUUAUUUUAAUUCACAGACCUGUCUUCAACUUUUAUAAAGCCUGCCUUGUCAAAACUGCCAUGUAGUCUUCUCCUGUUAUUUGUAUAAUACAGACUGUGCUGUCUCUCUUGCUGACACAAUAAAUAGAAGUUACAGAA
Neoarius graeffei (lesser salmon catfish) is the source of this 2279-nucleotide messenger RNA. Its product is annotated as zinc finger protein 43-like. Gene Ontology annotation, biological process: regulation of transcription by RNA polymerase II. The record is from RefSeq and is a predicted model, not a curated record. Gene Ontology annotation, molecular function: DNA-binding transcription factor activity, RNA polymerase II-specific; RNA polymerase II transcription regulatory region sequence-specific DNA binding. The transcript is spliced from 5 exons. Gene Ontology annotation, cellular component: nucleus. Bases 76 to 2016 code for a protein of 646 amino acids. NCBI's taxonomy places the organism in Eukaryota, Metazoa, Chordata, Actinopteri, Siluriformes, Ariidae.